Molecule: messenger RNA, 996 nt
Organism: Suillus fuscotomentosus
Lineage: Eukaryota; Fungi; Basidiomycota; Agaricomycetes; Boletales; Suillaceae
Exons: 4
Coding region: 1-996 (331 amino acids)
Source: RefSeq, a predicted model, not a curated record
AUGCACCCCUCAGAAUUAGAUGCUAGGAUUAGAGUGCUCCCACCCUGCUUUGAGGUUUGCCAUUUCCAGAAUGGUUGGACUGUGCUCUCUCAGAUCUCUGGUAGAGAGAGGAAAGAGAUGGUGUGCAUCUUAUUGGGAUGCUUAGUGGGAAAAGUUCCUCGACAGGUCAUACUUGCAUACCGCUCCUUACUGGACUUCAUCUAUUUAGCUCAGUACCCCACUCACGAUGAUCAAACCCUAAGCUAUCUUCAAGAUGCUUUGGACAUGUUUCACAAGCAUAAGGGGGUGCUUAUUGAACUGGGCGUAAGGGACCACUUCAAUAUUCCAAAAAUACACAGCCUCACCCACUAUAUCAACUCUAUACGCCUAUUUGGUGCCAUGGACAAUUACAAUACAGAGGCAUUUGAGCGCCUUCACAUUGAUUUUGCUAAGGACGCCUGGAGGGCAACUAAUAAAAGGGAGGAGUGCCCUCAAAUGACUUCAUUGGAGAUGACUCAGCUUCCAUUUGACAAGCUUGACAUAUACCAUGGUUUCAAGUUUGUUUUGGAGGAACUAGGGGAGGAUGAAGUUGACAGUAGUAGACAAACUGACUGGAUAAAGGCCUGUCCAAAGACUCAUGGUUCCCAUGGUCAGAAACACUUUGAUACAGUUGUGGCCAUGAGGACGGAUGAGUGCCAAGCUACUGGGGUUCAAGGCAAAAUCGGGCGACUUAGGUUAUUGUUCAAGCUACCCCAACAAUGGUAUACUAUGCUCAAAAAUGUGCCAGAGAAAGAACACUGUAUGUAUGAGGUGAAGAAGAUGCCACUAAGGAGCGGUAAUGUAGUACCAGCAGAUAUCAUUCCUAUCAGCACCAUAUGUCAGACUUGUCAGCUAAUUCCUUGUUUUGGUACUGCUGAUGUUUCCAGAGAAUGGAGAUCAGAAAAUGUACUGGAUCUCUGUGACAGGUUCUUAUUAAAUAAUUGGUCCACCAAGUAUGCAUACAAAACACUGUAUUAG